Colletotrichum godetiae is the source of this 1662-nucleotide messenger RNA. Its product is annotated as benzoate 4-monooxygenase cytochrome P450. The record is from RefSeq and is a predicted model, not a curated record. The transcript has 7 exons. The coding region runs from base 1 to 1662 and encodes 553 amino acids. Gene Ontology annotation, molecular function: monooxygenase activity; heme binding; oxidoreductase activity, acting on paired donors, with incorporation or reduction of molecular oxygen. NCBI's taxonomy places the organism in Eukaryota, Fungi, Ascomycota, Sordariomycetes, Glomerellales, Glomerellaceae.
AUGACAGACUUCCAGAUCUUUCAGGCCCGUGGCCUGUUCUUCGUGCUGGGCACUCAGCUCCACGUUUUUGUUUUCCGUAAAGGGGAAUGGGAUAAAUCCACCACCAGACUCUUUAGGAACUUCACCUUGGGUAUUGGACUGCUCACAGCGGUUCUUGCCCGCGGGGCCCCUGAGACCUUUCAGACUCACGCGGCUGCGCUCAGGACUGCUGGAUCUCUCACAGCCACUCUCAUCGCUGGAAUUUACACCAGUCUACUUGUGUACCGCGCGGCGUUCCACCGGCUUAAUGGCUUCAAGGGGCCGUUCCUGGCGAGGCUGUCGAAUCUGUGGAUCACCUCACGAGCAGUCAAGGAGUUGCACAUGUACACCGAGGUUCAGCAACUCCAUGAACAAUACGGCGACAUUGUGAGAAUUGGUCCGACGGAGUUGUCCAUCAACAACCCAAAGGCCGUACUUCCAAUUCACUCAAAUCGCUCACCGUGUACCAAGGGCCCUUGGUAUGGAGUCCUGCAUCCCAUGUACUCGUUGCAGCUCGUCCGAGACAAGCAAGAGCACGCGCAAAGGCGCAAGAGUUGGGACCGAGGGUUCAGCUCGAAAGCGCUUAGAGACUACGAGUUCCGGGUUGCCGACUACACCAAUCAGCUGCUUGCAAACAUCGACAAGAACAAGGGAAAGCCUUUCAAUAUUUCAGAUUGGUUCAAUUUCUAUAGCUUCGAUGUCAUGGGAGACUUGGCUUUUGGCAAAUCUUUUGGCAUGCUCAAGGAAGGCAUUAAGCACUACUUCAUGACUUCCUUGCAUCAAGACAUGCAAGCUAUUGGCAUGUUCAGCCACAUGCUAUGGCUCUUCCCCAUCUUCAAGAACACGCCAAUCUUGAAUGAGAACAACAAGCGGUUCUGGAAAUUUGUCACGGCUCAGGUGGACGAGAGAAUCAAGAACCCCCCUGACCGCCCGGACGUCUUCUCGUGGAUUUUGGAAGAGUACCAAUCUCUCAAGAACCCGACUUGGCAAGACACCCUCAACCUAUACGGCGAUGCCUACCUUAUCAUCGUUGCAGGAAGUGACACGACAGCCGCGUCCCUCACCUGUCUCUUCUUCGAGCUAGCCCAGAAGCCGGAUGUCUACCAGCGUGUAAGGGAGGAGAUCGACGACUACUUUGCGCAGAAUGCGGAGCCAGAACACUCCGCACUGUCAAAGCUCCCGUACCUGCAGGCGUGCAUCGAUGAGACGUUGAGGCUUCACCCUCCCGUUCCGUCGGGUGUGCAGCGCAUGACCCCGCCCGAGGGCAUAGAUAUCGACGGGACGUUUAUUCCGGGUGACACAAUCAUCCAGGUGCCUACGCAUACCAUGUUCAGAGACGAGCGUCUGUUUCCGCAGGCAAACGACUUCAUUCCCGAGCGGUGGACCACCCGGCCCGAUCUGGCCAAAGAUCCUGCCGCAUUUGUUCCCUUUGGUACUGGCAAGUACUCGUGUGUCGGAAAGCAGCUGGGCUUGAUGGAGAUCCGUUACUGCGCAAGCCAAAUUAUUAACCGAUAUGAUGUUGCAUUCGCCCCAGGGCAGAAGGCAGAAGCGUUUAUCAAUGGCAAAAAGGAUGGUUUUACGCUGUCGUUGCCGGAGUUGGAAGUGAUUUUCAAAGCGAGGGAGAAGGGAAAAGUGACAGCUUAG